UAAUAUAAAUAUUUUUCAAUUCUUCGUAAUUAUUUAUAAUUUUGUAUUCGAAUUUAUAUGUUGUUAAAAAGCGACAACUAGUGGAACUAAUUUCAACUACAUUUUGUGUCGUAAAUCUUGAUUCAAAAUCACUGAAGUUAAUAAAAUGGUUUCGUUACAGGUUAGGAUGUCUUAUGUUUAUAUACAUAUAAAUACAUAAAUAUUUGAUUCUAAAUAUAUAAAUUUUACGUUAAUUAAAUGAUUAUUUGAGAAUAUUUUUAUAUAUUUUGAUAAAUGGAGUGCAACGAAGAAGAUUGGUCGAUAGAAUGUUCAGAUGAUGAGAAAUAUGAAAUAGAUGGAAAGAAUGAAUGGAAUUUGAAACCUGAUGAUAUAUUAACAUUAAUUGAAGCUCUUGAAGCUAAUAACAGAGUUUCAGAACUCGAAUGGAAGUGUCCUGGUAGAAGAGGUCCAUCACCUGUUCCUUCAAACAAUCGGCAACAAGAUAACGGCUCACAAGAAUACAAGGCAGAAGAAAAAUCAGAUUUUGAUUUUAUGGAUGAAAUGUCAUCACCAAGAUUACCAGUUCGUAGAACUGGAGAAAGUACUCCAAAAGGAAGUGCUAAGAAGAAGACUGCUAGCUUUAAUGGUGUACUAUCUACUAUGUUGCGACAUCGUAGGUUAGAGCAACAAGAAAUCAAUUCAAGUCCAAAAAAGAUUGAAUCAUCUGUAUCAAAGACACAACCAAUUUAAAGCUCUUGUAUCAAUUUCAGCAUAAAUGUUUGUAUAUGAAAAUUUUAUGAUUAGUAGAUUGUUUUUUUCUUCAAUAUUUGAAUACAUUUAAAUUUGAUUAUUAAUAUCAAUUUCAAACUCUAAUUAAAAUUAUUUAUAUUAACAUAGUAUUUUUCGCGUUAUUUAAUUAAGUAUGUAGAUAAAUAUUUGUAUCUUUUUUUGCACAAAACAUAUGUGUAUAUAAGUAUUUCAAUACGAGUUACUAUUUUUUAAUUAGACAUGGUUAUGUAUAUUUAUUUAACAAAUAAAUAAAAGAAAAAUAAUACAAAAAUAUAAAAAUUUA
Molecule: messenger RNA, 1051 nt
Organism: Apis cerana (Asiatic honeybee)
Lineage: Eukaryota; Metazoa; Arthropoda; Insecta; Hymenoptera; Apidae
Gene: Pa1
Product: PTIP binding protein Pa1
Biological process (GO): positive regulation of cell cycle G1/S phase transition; positive regulation of intracellular estrogen receptor signaling pathway
Cellular component (GO): MLL3/4 complex
Molecular function (GO): nuclear estrogen receptor binding
Source: RefSeq, a predicted model, not a curated record